Molecule: messenger RNA, 1943 nt
Organism: Arachis duranensis
Lineage: Eukaryota; Viridiplantae; Streptophyta; Magnoliopsida; Fabales; Fabaceae
Exons: 2
Coding region: 479-1675 (398 amino acids)
Source: RefSeq, a predicted model, not a curated record
UUAGGAGAUAAAUCUGGGGCAGGUGUUCACUGGAAGUUUCUACCCUUGCUUCGUGAUUUUGCCGGUAUUGGACAAUAUAGUUGGGGAUCCGCAUGCCUAGCACACCUCUACAGGGCGUGAUGCAAGGCAUCUCGUUACAACUGUAAGAAAAUAGAUGGUCCAAUAACACUUCUGCUCUGUUGGGCUUGGAUGAGAAUGCCCUAUCUAUCGCCGCUUCCCAGGGAACUCAACAGUUUUCCAUUAGCCAACAGGUAAUCUUAUUUUACAAUCUACCUGUAUGUUUAUCUUUAAAAUUCAGUUUAGCUAAUUGAAUAUAUCAUAUUAGGUGGCGUAACUGGGAGCGUGGUGAUCGACAAUAUAGAUAUCAGAAUCUAGCUCAAUUUAGGAAGGCCUUUGAUGAACUCCAGGAAGGCCAGGUGUGUUUUAACCAAGGAAUUAUGAAGCAUUGUUAUUGUUAUUGGUAUUCUGGGUGGUAAUAAUGAGAUUCUUUUAUUUUUUCCAGUUCGUGUGGGUUGCCUAUGCUGUGGAUCGCGUGGAUCCAAACAUAAUUCCUCCUGAAAUCUUUGUCCAGUCGAUUGUAUGGACCGCUAUAGUUCCGUUGGUGUCCUUCGAAUGUAUCGAGUGGCAUGCUACCGAUAGGUAUAGGCGACAGUUCGGUUUCAUUCAAGGAGUUCCUCAGCAGGUUACGAACUUGGAGACGGCGCAUGGAGAAGUUCUGACUGGUCCUAAGAAUCUUAACUGGGCCACAACACCGAGUCAUUCAAAUUGGGUGAUGCAUUGGACAAACAGGUAUAACUAUGUUCUUUCUGAGCUUCCCAUGCCUUCACAGCAUCCAUUGGAAACUUACAUGUACUGGUACCGGUCAAAUUAUGGUCACCGCUUGAACUUGUCGAAUCUUGUGGGUGAAGACAGUGAUGAGGGUAAUGAGGAUAUCGAUGAGGGUAAUGAUGAUAUGGAUGAGGGUAAUCAGGAUAUGAAUGAGGAUAAUCAGGAUAUGGAUGAGGGUAAUCAGGAUAUGGAUGAUGACAAUGAGGAACUGGAACCACAGUCGCCGCCACCGUCCACUCCGAAUCCUCUUCCACAAGAACAACCUCAGUUCCCAAGCCAGUACGUUCCUCAGACACAGUUCAGCCCGUCAUUUCCAACACCUCAACAAUAUUGGGGUCUGUCACAGUUUGACCCAGGAGAAGGAGGUUCUUUUAGUCAACUGCUUGGGUUAAUGGCUGCAGAUUCAGAACAAUCACAGUAUGGCAACCAGACUGAGUUCCUGCCAGGUAGGUAUUCAUUGGAUGCGAGGCUCCCAUGCCAUACAUCAUCAGUCGCCUCUGGCGGGUUUGCAUCUGUUGACUCUAGUGGAAGUGUAGAUGGACGCGGAGUCUAUAAUAGUCAAAAUCCUAACCGUGUAUCCAUGGGACCUCUUCAAGAAGAUGCUAAUACACUAGAGCAAGAAACCAACGAGUAUCUAGCAGAUGACCCGGAUGAUGAGGACGAUAAUGAAGAGGAUGACAUAGAGGAGUUUGAUGAGGAUGAGGAAUCCCGCAAUGAUGGGCAGUCACAAACUCCGGAUGACAAAGGCAAAGGUUACAAUCUGAGGAUUGAUCCACCACGUCGUAGCGCUAGUCGCUACACUCCAUCUGUGUUCAAAAAGGCCGCAAAAAAUGCAAGAACUUGGUAAAGGAUGUCAGGUGGACAAUGAGAAAGUAGUUGUCCUGUGUGUAUCAAUCUUAUUUUUGUAUUUAUAAUGUGGAGUAUGGUAUGUUUAGAGCAUUUAUGUAUUUAUAAUGUGAACUAUGGUAUGUUUAGAGCAUUCAUGUAUUUAUAAUGUGGAGUAUGUUAUAUUUAGAGCAUUUAUGUAUUUAGAAUGUGGACUAUUGACUAUGUUUUACAGGAUGGUAUGUUUAGGGUAUUUAUGUAUUAGUUGAAGUUAAUGAAUCGAUUAUUUG